Rotaria sp. Silwood2 is the source of this 1098-nucleotide messenger RNA. NCBI's taxonomy places the organism in Eukaryota, Metazoa, Rotifera, Eurotatoria, Philodinida, Philodinidae. The record is from the annotation of a GenBank genome assembly.
AUGACUUGUGAUCUUAUUUAUCAAUGGUUAUUUAAUGAUAAAAAAAUUCUUCAUUUUCCAAAUCUUAAAUCACUUAUUCUUAUUGAAUAUCAAAAAUCCAUCGAACCAAUAUUUCAAUGUUUAUUUCAUCUUAUUGAAAACCAAUUAGAUGAACUUGCAUUAACAUUUAAUGGGAUAAUUUUCACAGGCCGCAGAAAACAAAAAAUGACCAUGAUGAAAAAGCUUAUUUGUCAACUAUUCUCUUCUCAAUGUCACUUAACAUCUCUUCGACUUGAUAUUAGCCACUGGUUUAUACAUGAUGAUAUUCAUCAAUGUUUAACAUCUGAUUCUAUUCAAUAUAAACAUCAAUCUUUUUGUCUGACUCUUCGUCGUUUAUAUCUUCGACUUAGAUAUACACGAUUUCUUGAAGAUCUUAUUGAGCAUGUGCCUAAUCUCGAACAAAUAUCGGUUCAAUUUGAUAUUUCAUUGAAAUUCGAUUUAUUAUGGAAAUCGAAUAUUGAAAUAAUGAAACAAUCAAAUGAAAAUUGGUUUAAUAAAUUACCAAAGCUAAGAUAUUUUAGUUUAAAGACUUUCAUUGAAGGUGAUUGCGAAUUUAUUUAUUUGAAAUGGCUUCUCAAUAAUUUAAAUUAUGUUAAAAAACUUCAACUUUAUCUAGCAAAUUAUGAACUCGACAUAAGAGAAUCUCAAAAUAUAUGGAAAUCUUUUAUUGAUGCAAAUUUUAUUCGUCAAUAUUGUUUACCUGAUAGAAUAAAUAAUUUACUUGAUUUUGAUUUUUAUAUUUGUUCAUACAGUCAAUUAUCAUUAAAUGACAUAGAACAAACAACAAAUUCAUUUAAAAAUCAUUCGUUUUUUCUUGCUCAUCAAUGGACAAAUGUUAAAUAUUUUUUUGAUCCAAUACUGUCAUGUCAACAUAUUUUCUCUUGUUUCACAAAUCCAUUUCAUUUUUCUCGUAAUCUUAUUAAAUAUCCAAAUAUUAUCAAUUGGCCACAUAUGGAUAAUAUAUGGUACCGGUUACAUCCAUCACUAUACUUAGUUCUUCAAGGAUUUAACCAAUUAACUCCUAAUGUUUCUUCUAUCAAAGUGCACGCAAGUAAAUAG